UGUUGGAAGCUCCUUGCUCGUACGUGUACCGGCAUUCAAGUCCCGCUCGAUCUUCGACGAGACAGUAAUCACCGUCGUUUCUGGGGCCGGGCCGGGAAUUUCUGACAUUUUACUAUCAUCCAUAUUCGAGUGGAGCCAACGUCGUAGUUCAGCGGAACAGUCGGCAAGUCAAAUACAGAGACUGAAGGAUUUUGGUCUAAUAAUCUUCGACAAGAUGCUAGAAAUCAAGAAUUUGUUGAUUAUUUUGGGCUGCUUGAUAUGCUGUAUGUCUCAAGCUUGCAUUGACGAUGAGUUGAACAAUCAACUGCAAUGUCGCUAUGACUGCUCUGAUGAACUGAUUAACGACAAAUGCUCACAGUUCAAUAAAACGACCCAUCCAUCUAUAGAUGGGUACUGCUGCCCAGGCUUCUCCCUAACAAAUGUCAACGAAUCUACAUGUCAGAGAUGCAGGGACAAUUCAUUUAUGCCUGACAUUAACAAAUGCUGUGGGUGCAUUGUUUGCAUGGAAUGUGACGGGAUUAGAGGGGACUACAUAUUGGAAGAUUCUUGUGCAGGAAAAAUCAAGAAUAAGAAAUGUGCAAUCGCAGAAGAUCCAACUUACCCUACAAAUGCUACUUGUCCUUUAGUUAUUCCCUCUACUGAGAACCAACCAACAACCGAAGUAGUUAAUACUCUUUCUCCAACUCCAGAUGGUCCUGUGCGGGUGGAGGAGAGUACAUCUGGAGGGGAAUUGUUUACAACAACAUUGAUAGUAUUGGCUGCAUUAUUGUGCAUUUUUUUCCUUUUUUUCGUGGUUCCUUUAUCAGCUUGUUGUGCCUGUGUCUGCUAUAAGUGCUGUAAAAUGAAUUUAGAUUCAACUGAUGGAAGAACAAAAACUGUAACUAAAUCAUGGGGAGAGAUUAUGGGAUACAUCGCAGUAUAUAUGAGGUUUACUGUAUGUGGAAGGUGUUUUCAGAAUAGAAAUCAGACGUCAUCUCAAGAUGGAGACGCUGGGAAUGGUGAUGGAGCAAGAGGGACGGGCGCUGAUGAUCCUAUGUUAGACAAUGAAAAUGGACAAACAGAUGAUCAGACAACAACUGUUUAAUGACACCACGCUGGCUGAGAGAUGAACUGGUUGGAACCUCCGCUAUUAGAAUUGAUACAAAUGUGACUAUUUCCCUGGGGGACACAGUCAAGAAAGAAACGGACAGUCUUCCAUUAAUAUAUGUUUGAUUUCUAUGAAUAUGCAACACGUACGUAGAUACUUGACAGCUGAUUGGGUGAAUGCACAUCACAUGACACCUGUGCAAUAGUUGACCAUUGCUCGUUAGAGCAAGGGAGCAGGCAGUGCAAUAGAUCGCAAACUCAAUUUGCGAACCAUGAUCUGUGCUGUGCCUACCUGCAUGCACAUACUCGCAUUACUGCCCUGCACUUACCAUGCACAGGUAUAGUAAAAUUUAUCAAAAUAAAAAGCUAAAGAAAAGGCCAAGCAGAUAUAGUCCUAUUCCUCCUUUUCUACUAGUUUGGUUAUUUGGUCUACGUUGAACUAUGCCUACAAAUCAAGUGUUGUAUAAAACAAAUAUUCAAUGUUUGUCAUUCGUGCGACCAUUCGAAUAUUACAUACAGUGCAAGUUGAAGCAGUCUAUAUUCAACUUGCAUGCUCGUAAUGAUCGCACUCAUGAACAUUGAAUAUUUGUAUAGUACAAAUGGAAUGAUUUCGCUCCUUAUCCAGAUGAUUCAAAAUGAAUCUGUUAUAAUUACCCCGGCUUUAGUAGUGUCCGCAUUUUACAUGCAUUCCAUUCAAGGAAUUAUCCUACGAAGUAGCCAUUAAGUAAGUUGAAGUGUAGAACAUUCAUUUCUUGGUUGUUUUGACAAUCAGGGUAUACCACUAGAAAAUGUCUUUUGUGCAAAUGCAACAUAAAAACAAAUAUGUUUUCUGAAAUCUCCAAUCAUCCAAGGUGUCUGAGCAUAUAAAUGUCCACAGCCGAUAAAUUCAAACAAAUAGGCAUACACUUUCAACUUGUUCAAAACAUUUUUGAGCAUUUAAUCAAGAUGGAAAGUGUGCUUUAAAUCUUCAUGUAUUUAGCCAUCUUAGCCUCCUUUUCAUGGCUCUGACAGUAUUUGAAUCUCAAGUCAGCUUUUAGAAGGCAUCUCGGUAACCAAUUUAUGUUAUUCUCCAUCCAAAAGCAACCAAAAAGUCUAUAAAAGCCAGAAUUUGAGAUUAAGUGGUGAAAUUCCGUUUCAUUCUGAAGCAAUUCAGUUCAUCUGGCCCAAAGAUGAGCUCCCACCUUGGGUCAGUUAGAUCGUCAUCCAUCAGCUGUCAAUGCCGUCCAUCCACCAUUCAAAAUGCCCUCUACUUCGUCAUUUCAUGUCUGAUUUUAAAUCUGCUUUCCUUGUAUAUAGCGCUAGGUGGGGGUUCUAAAUUUCUAUACAGAAUUGUAAAAACUCAUUUGUAUUUGCUAAUUUAUGCAUUUAUUUGUUUUAAAUCUCAAAAAUUGCUGCUGAGCUUCAUUUGUCAACCAAUUUUUUUAUGUAUAAUUUUAGCGGGUAGUGCAAGAAUGCAAGACAAUAAUGAUAAUUUUAUGCUUGUGAUUUUGGGUCAAGAAAUAAUGUAAUUAUCUAUAUUAUGCAAUGUAUGUAUGUAUCCUUUUUUUUGCUUUGCCUUCUGCCAAAAUAUGCCCUCACCUUGUAUCAGUCAUUGCCUUUCUAAAAGGAUUGCAUUCCUUCUGAAAUUUUAUAUCUUGUUACAGCUGUAUUACUCUUGUAAAAGUACUUAUUAUAGAUGAAGAAACAUUCAAUGUUCCAUGUGCAAUGGUUGUAGUAAUUUAUCCAUAUUCUUUGAAUUUUGGAUUCAAAACCUUGCUUUAAUAUUUAAAUGAAAUAUCUAUAACUCAUGACUAUUUAAGAGUACUAGAUUACUGUAAGUGAUGGAAUGUAAUUCUUGCCAAAGAUUAUUCUUUUGCAAAGUUGUUACUUACAUGUAGUCAGCAUAUUCAGUAGAUCAUGAAUUUAUAUAAUUCUUUAUUUUAGUUAUUGUAUAUAUAUAUUGUUUGAUUAAAGAUAUACUUGUAGCAUCUAUAAUAUUUUAUAGAUAUUGGCUACUCUUCUUAUAAACUAAACAGAGAUUUAUGAAAGAUGAAAUAUAUAUGUAUAUUUUUUAAUACAUUUUUAACAUCUAAAUCUUGUAUGGUGAUUAUUGUCUGCAUGUUGGGGCCGGUGUCUUCAAUUGGUACAGCUCCUGUGCGUAGUAAUCCAUCCGGGCUUGUUCGUUAAAGGGUUAUUCGAGGCUGAAAAUAAUAUGAUUUUAACAGAUAAUGAUCAGUCAGACAAAACACUGAAAAUUUGAUCAAAAUCGGACAAGGAAUAACAAAGUUAUGACAUUUUAAAUAUUGGCAUUAUUUUGGUGAAACAGUUCUUUGUAUGUCUUCAUGAAUAGUCAGUGGGCAAACUGAUGAUGUCACAUCCCCACUUGUUCUGUCAUAUUUUAUUACAUGAUAUUGUUUAUUCAUAUAUUUUCCUCCAAGAGCUAAGAGUAUAGGAUCGAAAACUGAUUUAUGCAUUAGAUAUUCAUUGCAGCAACUUAUUUUACUAGAAGGGAGAUAUAUCACUUACACAUGUAAUAACGUAAGAAAAAGGAAAGUGGGGAUGUGACAUCACCAGCCUACCUAAUGAAUAUUCAUGAGGAUGAGCAUAUAACUUUUUUUUCAAAAAGUAUUGCUAAACUAAAAUUCAAUGACUUCAUUAUUUGUUAUAUUUUGAUGAAAUUUUCAGCAUUUUGCUCAGUGAAAUGUACUCUAUUUUUUUUUAUAUAAAUAUUUCUAGCCUGGUGUACUCCGUUAACUUGUUUGUGAAUGGAGCACCAAGCAGGAGGACACACUGCUCCAUCAGGCUCAGGAUGUCGCUAGGAUUUCUGAUGAAUGCUGCACAUUUGUACACACUGGCAUAUGUUGGCAGCAUUUGCAUAGUGUAAGAUUUAGAUUAAUUUGUAUAUUUUUGUUUUACUAUAUUCAAGAGGAAUGUUUCUGUGCUAGUGACAAAAGCAUCUUUGGGUAGUGAGUGCUCUUUAAAUCCUAUACACCUUUAUUAUUAUCCUUAGAAUUGUUAUCAUUAAUAUGAUUAUUAGUAGUACUUGUACUUACUAAUUGUAGUAGUAGUACUUAGUAUUAGUAAAUUAUUAUCUUUUUAUUGUGCUGCAGUAUCAUUUGAAGCACACCAAUCAUUGCAUUCGAUUUAAAACAAAAUUAUAAUGAUUUUAAGUCAUUAUUUCUCAGACUUUGAUCUUAAAAUCUUUUUGUAGGCCCAAAUUCAUGUAAGGCUAAAUUGAUGGUCUUUCAUCUUUCUUUCCUACUUUUUUUUUUUUUUUUUUUUUUUAGGGGGGGGGGGUGGUCCUUCCCCCUAUAAUGUACUUAAAAGUCAUUGUAGGGCGCAUCUCCCUUUGACUGAGGCGCAAAUAUAAUCAUCUGACUCUUUAAUAAUGUAUAUGAUAAAUUGACUUUCCUUUAUACAUUGAAUUUGCAUGGCACCUUGUGAACUCUUUGAAGAGUUCCUUUGUAUGGAAUAGUAUACAUAUAAUGCAUGUAAAGCGCGUACAUGCAGGGCCAAAUAAUGAACGAUGUGCGAGAAGAGCCAAUGAAUAUACCGCACCGAGGUCCGUAGGACUGAAUGCGGUAUAUCCAUUUGGCGAGUCGAGCACAGAGUUCAUUAUUUAGGUCCUCUAUGCACAAGAAUGUGUGCAUUGUUUGUUUUAUACAACCCCCUCCUUCCCCAUGUUACUGAGUUGCCCGAAUGCUAUAUUUGAUCUAUUCUAGAUAUUUCUAGAUAAUUCCAGACCUCGCACUAUCCUGCAAUCUGACUUAAGAGUGCAGGAUAGUACUUUUGGUAUGACAUCAGAGUGCAGGAUAGUGCAUUUUGGAUGCAAUAGUGCAAUUCGCUGAAUAUCAUGUGAUCCGAUUUGGACCAAUCAGAUUACAGAACAUUCUUGGGGGUUGUAUAUUACUCAGUAGAGUAGUGACAUGGGUGUUUUUUUUUAUUUCUUUUUACAUAAAGUGUAGAGCUGAUCAUUUUUUAUUUUGAAAAUGAGAAGAUUCUCAAAGAAUUUGAAUGGGCACAUUGUGUAAUAUUUGCCGCAAAAAAGGUGUUUAAAACAUGAUUUGUCAUUACUCUUCAACAUAAAGGUAGUUAUUUGUUACUGUCACUGCUCAAAAAUGUAUUUACUGCCAAGUAAUACUCCUUUAUUCACAGUUGUGCCAUCACUUCAUGGUUGUAAUCUACAUGUAUUCCAUCCACUAUGCCUAUGUGGACCAAAUAUUGCAAUAAUGAUAUGUAGAUCAAAGAUAUAUUCAUUGUAAACAGGAAAAAUACAGUAUUCAGAAUAUUUCAUCAAACAGUACUAUUUGAAUAUUCAUGUACAAUCAGUACUAAGUGAUUGUUUGUAAUGUAUUUCAAUUGAAAUGACGAUUGUGGUUUAUAUUUGUAUCGUAAUGUAUAAAAAUAUCCAAAAUGAAAGUUUUCACCUGACAAUGAUUGUGUCUUGAAUUUAUCUUAUACCAAAUAAAUGUUAAUUUGAAU
Molecule: messenger RNA, 5547 nt
Organism: Lytechinus pictus (painted urchin)
Lineage: Eukaryota; Metazoa; Echinodermata; Echinoidea; Temnopleuroida; Toxopneustidae
Exons: 8
Coding region: 215-1084 (289 amino acids)
Source: RefSeq, a predicted model, not a curated record